Molecule: messenger RNA, 639 nt
Organism: Blumeria graminis f. sp. triticale
Lineage: Eukaryota; Fungi; Ascomycota; Leotiomycetes; Helotiales; Erysiphaceae
Source: the annotation of a GenBank genome assembly
AUGGACAUAGUUGGCAAAAUAUUUCAAGGACAAACACCAGUGACCGACACGUCACACCUCGACUUUGGCGCAAAUGAAGAGAAAGAAAGAGAAUGUCUGAACUACAUUCAAAGAUUGUCGGUCGCGGCAGAUCAGCAAGAGGGCUUGAAGAUAUCACAAAUUCGGAAGCACAAAGGCUGCACGUAUUCGGGAUAUGCUCCUACGGGAAUAUCAGAGGUGACAAAAAUCGAUGCUGAUGAGCCGAUUAACAUCGCGGAAGUACUUUUGACGAAGCAAUUCUUCGAGUGGGACUUUAAACAAGAAGGUACAUACGCAGUUGCUUGGUACAUGGGCCAUCUACAUAUAUUUACGCGGUGCAUGUGGGGCAAUCAUUGGCGCCCAAUCACGUACAUCGGCACGCCACGGGAAAACUACGGUCUCAUUAGAUCCAAAUUCUUUUACAAUCACGGUAAGAACAUUGAUUUCAUGAAUCUCGUUAAGCGAUGUGCAUGUUCACCCAGAAGGAAGGGGUCUAUUGGGAAAUGGUUGAGCUGUGUACCCUCUGAUGAAGAAAAUUGUACAAUAAAAGCUGUACGUAAAUACAACUUCGGCCACUUUUCCUCGCCCCUUCCCAUCGGCGAUCGUCGCCUACUGGGCUAA